Messenger RNA from Echinococcus granulosus, 438 nucleotides. RefSeq names its product calcium-binding protein. The transcript is spliced from 3 exons. The record is from RefSeq and is a predicted model, not a curated record. Lineage: Eukaryota; Metazoa; Platyhelminthes; Cestoda; Cyclophyllidea; Taeniidae. Bases 1 to 438 code for a protein of 145 amino acids. Gene Ontology annotation, molecular function: enzyme regulator activity; calcium ion binding.
AUGGCAAAAUACACCAAUGAAGAACGCUAUCGUCUUUUACAAAAAUUUAACGAUAUGGACAUCAACUGUGAUGGUUCUCUUUCAAAGGAAGAAAUCAGGCAAUGCUGUGAGGAAUCUAAUCUUCCUCCAUCCAAAGUUGAGGAAUUUAUCAAUCUUUUCGACAAUAACGGGGAUAGUCGCGUUACGCUUGACGAAUACGAGCGUGCCUUAGGUUUGAAGGAGGUACCACCGACCACGAUUGAAGAGUGGAAAGCUGCCUUUGAAGAGAUGGACGUAGACAAAUCCGGAAAAUUGACAGUUGAUGAGUUGUAUGAAGGCUUGCGCAGGAUAGGAUGCAAAAUGCCAAAACAGGAAGUUGUACAAAUCGUCCACUCCGCUGAUAAAGACGGUGAUCAAAGUCUAACCUACAAAGAAUUUAUUAGCCUGAUGAGACUAUGA